Dunckerocampus dactyliophorus (ringed pipefish) is the source of this 4879-nucleotide messenger RNA. RefSeq names its product kelch-like family member 15 (gene klhl15). The transcript is spliced from 10 exons. NCBI's taxonomy places the organism in Eukaryota, Metazoa, Chordata, Actinopteri, Syngnathiformes, Syngnathidae. The record is from RefSeq and is a predicted model, not a curated record. Gene Ontology annotation, molecular function: protein binding. The coding region runs from base 1140 to 3020 and encodes 626 amino acids. Gene Ontology annotation, biological process: nuclear protein quality control by the ubiquitin-proteasome system; protein ubiquitination. Gene Ontology annotation, cellular component: nucleus; Cul3-RING ubiquitin ligase complex.
GAAGUGGCGUAAGGCUAGAAAAUGGCGUCCUCAAAGCCUAUGGAUCGCUUUGGUUUGUUAGCCGUCUGAUGUUCAGCAGAACUGGGACUCUGGCUGACGGCUAACUUACACCAUGGCAGUAGAUCACCGCAGUCCGCUUCCUGCGUUACGGAAUUGAACCCGGAACUUAAUGUCCGAAGGAACGCGAGCGUCCUGGUCCAAGAGGGCUUGUUGUGGGGAUUCUCAGCGCGGAGAAGCAGGUAAACACAAAGAAAGGAAAUGCGAGCGGCCCCUUAGAGCUCAGACAUCAGAAGCUGUGAGUGCUCGCCAGGGCUCUAAAAGGUGAUUGCAGCUGACAAGGGACGUUGCAAGCAUCAGCUGGACAUACGGGGCAUUGCCCUCUGAUUGCUGGGUUGCAACCACGUGAGCUUUCUGUGAUCAGAUGGCGGUCAAACAAUGAAUAUGACCACAUGCACACUCAGGAGCUUCGUACAAUGUUUGGCAGAUUAAAGCUAAUAACGGUGCAUGUUGUUGAGUUAAUUUCGUUUGCGCCAAUUGUGUGAGUGUGCAUGGUGUGUUGCAUGAAGACAUGAAAUAGUUGAAAACAAGGUGAUCAAACAGCCGUGAACUCUUCAGACAUAAUAAAUGUAUCGGAUGAAAAUAGCGCUUUUGGCAUGUCUAUCUGCAUUCUUACACCAAGUCAGUCUGCAUGAGUGCACUGUUUAAUGUAUCCAUCAUUUUGCUGCACUGUUUUUCCAAGGGAGUAUUAAUCGAAUAAUUAAUUUGAUCUAAGAAACGCGAGCGCGACCUGGUUAAGUUGCUUCCGAGUCGCCUACUGUUGACAUGAGCGGUCCAUAUGUGCUACUAGAUCCUAUGGCUCUGCCAGAACAGCGGUUUAUUUCAAGUAAUGUUUGUUUUAAAAAGGUGAAGGUGUGUGUUCUCGCAGUUUUUCCCCCUUUAUGGUGGACUAUCUUAGUAAUAACUUUUCCAGAAACCCCUAUUUGAACGUUUUACACAUGUUCCACAGUUUGUUCUGACGUUACAUGACUUCUAGCUACGAAUACGCUUAUUUGCCCCCCGUCUGUUUGAGCCCGUGACAACAGCAAACAGACGUGACGUUACGUGCAACCCAGCAAUUGGCUCGGACAACCCCCUCUGACAUGCCCGUGGCCAAUCAGAGAUGUGAUAUGUCGGGGGCGGAUGUGGAGGUAUAUCUAUCCCAGGUGCAUGAUGGGAGUGUGUCGUCGGGCUUCCGGGCUCUCUAUGAGGAGCGUCUGCUGUUGGACGUCACGCUCACGAUCGAUGAGCAUCACUUCCAGGCCCACAAGGCACUUCUGGCCACCCAGAGCGACUAUUUCCGGGUGAUGUUCACAGCCGACAUGAGGGAGCGGGACCAGGACAAAAUCCACAUGAAGGGGCUUACGGCAGCGGGUUUUGGGCACAUUCUCCGCUUCAUGUACUACGGCUCGCUGGAGCUCAGCAUGCCCACCGUGCAGGAGAUCUUACAGGCGGCCAUGUACGUGCAAAUGACUGAGGCAGUGGAGUUCUGCUGCUCCUUCCUGCUGGCUAAGAUCUGCCUGGAGAACUGUGCUGAGGUCAUGCGCCUCCUGGAGGACUUCAGUGUGGGGGUGGAGGGCGUCCAAGAGCAGCUGGACAACUUCCUGCUCGAUAACUUUGUCCCUCUCAUGAGCCGACCCGACUUCCUGUCCUACCUCAGCCUGGAGAGACUGCAGGCGUAUCUGAAUAGCGAUGCUCUGAGCCGCUACCCGGAGAUUGAGCUGUAUGAAGCCGUCCAGUCAUGGCUGAGACAUGACCGGCGGCGGUGGAGACACACAGACACCAUCGUGCAGUCCAUCCGCUUCUGCCUCAUGACUCCUGCAAACAUCUUUGAGAAGGUGAAGACAUCAGAGUUCUAUCGUUACUCCAGGCAGCUGCGUCAGGAAGUGGAGCAGGCCCUCAGCUACUUCCAUGACGUCAACCAGCAGCCUCUGGUGGAGACGCGCUCUAACCGCAUCCGCUCGCUGCGCCCGCAGACGGCAGUCUUUAGGGGGAUGAUUGGUCACAGCAUGGUCAACAGUAAGAUCCUGCUGCUGCAGCGCCCCAAGGUGUGGUGGGAGCUGGAGGGGCCUCAGGUGCCAUUGCGGCCUGACUGCCUGGCCAUUGUGAACAACUUUGCCUUCUUGUUGGGAGGGGAGGAGCUUGGGCCGGAUGGAGAGUUUCACGCUUCGUCCAAAGUCUACCGCUAUGACCCCCGUCAGAACUCGUGGCUGCGCAUGGCGGACAUGUCUGUGCCCAGGUCAGAGUUUGCUGUUGGCGUCAUCGGAAAGUUUAUCUAUGCGGUAGCAGGCCGCACGCGAGACGAAACCUUCUACUCCACAGAACGCUACGACAUCACUGAGGACCGCUGGGAGUUUGUGGACCCGUAUCCCGUCAACAAGUAUGGUCACGAGGGAACAGUUCUUGGUGGGAAGCUCUACAUCACGGGCGGCAUCACGUCCUCGUCCACCUCCAAGCAGGUUUGCGUCUUUGACCCGGGACGGGAAGCGGGAGGGGGUGGUGGGAGCUCGGACUCACAGAGGACGCGCGGUGGUCGUGGCCCGCUGCUGCCCGGCUCCCACGCCAGCUGCUGGGAGAACAAAUCCAAAAUGAACUACGCCCGCUGCUUCCACAAGAUGAUCUCUCACAAUGGGAAGCUGUACGUGUUUGGUGGUGUGUGCGUGAUCCUGCGAGCGUCCUUUGAGUCGCAAGGCUGCCCGUCAACUGAGGUUUAUGACCCUGACACAGACGAGUGGACCAUCCUGGCCUCCAUGCCAAUUGGACGCAGCGGUCACGGCGUGGCCGUGCUGGAGCGACAGAUCAUGGUGUUGGGCGGCUUGUGUUACAGCGGCCACUACAGUGACUCCAUCCUCACUUUUGACCCAGAUGAGAACAAGUGGAAGGAGGAUGAGUAUCCCAGGAUGCCUUGCAAACUGGACGGUCUGCAGGUUUGUAGCCUGCACUUCCCAGAGUACGUGCUGGAGCAUGUCAGACGCUGCAGCUGAGGUCUGCUCACCAGAGGACCCCCUUUUAUUGUUUAGAAGUGUCCUCCUGAUGAGAGGAGCUGUUUGCUCCCAUGGCGGAAGCGCAGCAUCAGCACCGCUCGAGGCCCUGAGAGCACGGUGUAGAGUCAUCAGGGUUCUAAACACUUUUAGCUUUUUUAAGAAAAGGUGAGGAAAAAACGUGCGGAAAAAACGGUCUGAUUCUGCUGGUUUCUGGUUUGGACUGUGCUCAAUUUUCUAUUCUACACUCGUACUCAACACACUGGAAGCUCAACUUGGACUCCACAGCCUCAACAAUCACAAGGCAGGCAGCAUCCUUUUAUAUGUCAUCAGUAAGCUUGUAGAAGCCAUCAGCAGAACAACCUGACUCACUGAAUGAGUGCAGCUACUUUUGUCCUCUCCUCAUGUGCACACACACAUUACUGGUAGUAUUAGCAGAUGUUUGGGCUUCCAGUGCGUUCCAGUGACGUGCAACACAUUGCGCGUCCCACUCGGACCAUUAGGAUUUGUAAACACGAGUUCAGUUCCUCUCAUCGACAUUGCCCGCCUCCUUGUGGUUCUCCUUUGUGUUUGUUUUGAAGAACACUUUCAGAUCUUCAUGGGAAGAUCAGCAGUCGGUUUGCCCACCAGCAGUCGCCCUUGUCGUGCUUUAGGGCCACCCAGCUCCGUUUAUUUGUGCAAAGGGCUCAGCACUUUCUGAUGCAGUGUUUUUUUUUGUUUUGUUUUGUUAUUUAUUUAGCAAGCUAUGCAGUAAGUGUGUCGGGUUAUUUAUUGUUAGGAGUGGGGAUUGGAAACAAGGCUGGUAUGAUGAGACGUACUUUUAAAAAAAAAAAAUUUUAGUUUAUUGCAGAGUAGGGCUGGCACAUUAUGUGAUUGUUUCGGGCCACAACCACCUCCGUGUGGGGUGGGGGGGGGGGCUACAUGAUCAGAGAGGCUUUGACCACAUUCAAGUCAAUAUAGAUGUGCACUGUUUAUAUUUUCAAUGACUCGUGAAAUUUGGAGCCUUGGUUCAAUUUGAUGAUAAACUUAUAAACUAAAACCCUAGUAAUAUUAAAGACUGGAUUAGGGCCACAAACAAAAUGUUGUUUAGGGCCACAAAAAGCCUAGACUGUUGCCAAGAUGCCUCCUCCUUUUUUGAACACCACAUCACCUUUGGUCAAAUCCUGAGAUUUAGGAAGAAAGAUAAUACUGUACAGAAAAAUCAUCUUUAGCGGCUUUCAGGAUAAGAUUUUCACACAUGCUGCUUUGUAACCAUGGUGUCAUCUCGGCAACAUCCUGCAGCUGUACAGGCUUCCUUUUCAUCCCAUGCAUUGAUCAGAUUUUUUUGUUUUUUGUUAACAAAUUCCACACGGUCUCAUCUUUUUAUUUAUUUCAUUUAAGCUAUUAUAAGGUUCUAGAACAUUUCACAUUACUCAUUUUGUGUGUCCAAAUCAUUGUCACUACUGUUAUUUUCGCAACUAUGCACUUUUUUUUUUUAAACUGAUCAUUUUAUACAUGCUUACUUGCUGUUUAAAAUGGCCACAGAAGUGUCAAAAUGCCUGUUGAGGAAGGUAUUGUGUGUGUGUGUGUCUAUGGUUGUGCGUGCCACCCUUUUGUUUUGCUGUCAAAGAAAUGUGAUCAAGUGUGACAUUGCCGAGUCGCAGCAUCCUUUAGUCUGUCAGUAUAGGCAAAAAGAGUAGAUGAUUUAAAACAAAAAAACUUCUAUACACACACAGUAUAUACAUAUAUAUACACAGUACAGUACCUUGAUACUAUGACUGCAACCAAAAACAGAAGGUAGAAGAAAAUGAACUUGUAAUCUGGGUAAAUCCUCUUUGGAAACUGUUUGUAACUUCUUUCCAGAAAUAAAUGUUCAUAAUUGA